Messenger RNA from Dermacentor albipictus, 2011 nucleotides. The record is from RefSeq and is a predicted model, not a curated record. NCBI's taxonomy places the organism in Eukaryota, Metazoa, Arthropoda, Arachnida, Ixodida, Ixodidae.
UAUUAACACGGUGAAAACAAGCGAAGCGGAGUGACAUUGGUGGGACCGCCCCUCCAUUUCAGCUGCCAAACCGCAAACCUCCGUUGCCUUUUUGCAAUUCCAGUUCUUUCCUCCUCCAGAUCUACUUCGCUCUAGGAAAACACAGCCCUCGUCAUUUGAGGCUCGCCGCCACUACGCUUCGUUGACGCGAUGAAGCCGGUUCAGCAUCAAUAGAGAUGAUUCGCUCCAUCACUACCACGCAGAUUCAUGCUUGGUCUUGAAGAAGAACGAUGCGAUCACAGUUGAGCUCGAACUGCGUGUUUACAGUAAAUUCAUCGUCUUUUCGUGCAAGACCAUGCGAAACUCCUGCACCACCUAAAACACGAUCGCGUUUCACUUCUUCGUCCAUCCCUCACAUGGAGUCCCCGCUACUAUCCUCUGCUUAUGCAGUCAUCCCGUCGUCGUCUGCUUCUUUGCCGCUGUCACGUGGCUUACGCAAUCACCGCUCUUCAACGACGUCCGGUACCUCGUCUGCACCUUGUGUGACGUUCACUUCGCGCUCCUGCUUUUCGCCUGCUAUUCGGCCGUGUGCUCUAGGGAUCUCGCAGCCUUCGUCUUCGUCUGCCUCGCGCAAUGGGCACGCUCGGGCAUCGCCAGGAAGCAACCAUCAUCGCCGCAUGCCGCUCGGCGAACGCCGGCCGGCCGGUGACGCGGCCAUGCGGCACUGCGCUGGCCCGCGCUCCGCUGGCAGCAGCCGACGCCCAACGCUGCUUCCAGCUCUCGCAGCGUGGCUGGCGGUGCUGAGCGGUGGUGCGCUGGCGUCACCGGGCGUCACCGGACCAGCCAACAACGCGUCGGUGCGGUUCCUCGUGUUCGGCGACUGGGGUGGUCUGCCUUUCUACCCGUACACGACGCGCAUCCAACGGAACCUGGCCAAGACCAUGGCGGUCGUGGCAGCUGCCAAGCGCAUCGACUUCGUCCUCUCUCUCGGGGACAAUUUCUACUUCAAGGGUGUCCGUUCGGUUGACGACCGACGCUUUAAGGCACGUACUCUAAAGAGGACCUUUGAGGACGUGUACUCGGCGCCAUCGCUUCAAGUUCCGUGGCUCAUCGUGGCUGGAAACCACGACCAUGACGGCAACGUGUCGGCCCAGAUAGAGUACAGCAAGAGGUCCAAGCGCUGGCACUUCCCGUUCUACUACUACAAUAAAACUUACCAGAUUCCGGGUGCGGCUAACCAUACCUUGGACAUCCUGAUGCUGGACACAGUGUUGCUUUGCGGAAACACAGAUCCGGAUGAUGAAGAGUCUCAACCUGUGUUGCUGAACAGGAACGAGGCACUCUACAACCGACAGUUCCGUUGGAUCAACAAAAUCCUUGCACAGUCUGAAGCCCGCUACGUGCUGGUCGCCGGCCACUACCCCAUCUACUCAGCCUGCUCUCACGGGACCACUAAAUGCCUUGAGAGAGACCUGGACCCCCUGCUACAAAAGUACCGUGUCAACGCCUAUCUGGCAGGGCAUGACCACGACCUACAGUGGAUCUUCUAUUGUGGAACCAUACUCAUCAAUUAUUAUUGCUGCUGUUUUAGUGAGCACAUUCGUCCUGAGCGGCUCGGAUGGAACGUGGAGUAUUUCGUCAGUGGCUGCACCAACUUCAUCAACCCUUCGUUGAUACACCGGCGCUCCCUUCCUCGGAACUCUCUAAAGUUCGCCUGGGCCUCUGUGUUCAGCUACGGUGGGUUCGCCUACAUGGAGGUUGCAGAAGACUCCAUGGUGAUCACUUUCUAUGACUCCGGUGGCAAAAUCCUCCACGAGAACGUCAUGAAACCCAGGCCGCCUGCCGCCGAACAUGAAAAAUCACGCCGCUGAAUGCGACUGUCCCAGUGCUGCUGCCACACGCUACUUCUGUUGUCUUUUUCAUGUGAUUUCCUUAUUUCCUUAUGUUAUUCCUGUUUUUCAAUAUUUCCUUAUUGUUGCAAUUCGGACCGUCAUAAAUUUCUCCCGCAUAAAGAAAGAAGUGGCCGAAUGUA